This is a messenger RNA of Hydractinia symbiolongicarpus, 812 nucleotides long. Its product is annotated as 26S proteasome non-ATPase regulatory subunit 9-like. Gene Ontology annotation, cellular component: nucleus; cytoplasm. NCBI's taxonomy places the organism in Eukaryota, Metazoa, Cnidaria, Hydrozoa, Anthoathecata, Hydractiniidae. The transcript is spliced from 7 exons. Gene Ontology annotation, biological process: proteasome regulatory particle assembly. The coding region runs from base 69 to 665 and encodes 198 amino acids. Gene Ontology annotation, molecular function: protein binding. The record is from RefSeq and is a predicted model, not a curated record.
UCGCUGUUCAGCGUUUUACAGCGAGCCGACAGAAAUGACUGAGUCAUCAAAAAUUGAUCAAAACAAAUAUGGAGCAUGGAGAAGAAGUGAGGGCGCUAAUAGCGCGAAAAAACUUGAUUGAAGAAGAAAUUCGUGACCUACAAGAUGUCUUACGCUCACAUGAUUGUGAUAUGACAAAUCCUUUGGUGGAUACAGACGGUUACCCUCUACCAGAAGUAGAUAUUAUUACAGUACGAAAAACACGAGUUAAAAUUAUAUACCUUCAAAAUGAUCUUAAAUCAUUGAUGGACGAAAUAGAAAAAGGUUUACACGAAAUCCAUGCGAAAGCACGCACGAAGAAAGAACAACCAGAUCACUUGACAGAAAAACACACAGAAGUUUUACCAGAACAAAAACCAUUUUUGCUAGUAGACGCUGUUACUGAUGGCUCACCUGCUGCGAAAGCGGGCUUGAAAGUCAACGAUCUUGUGACCCGUUUUGGUUCUGUGAAUAUAUCGAACUUUUCUGGUUUACAAAUGAUAGGAUCGUUGGUUCAGAAUAGUAAAAGCAAAGAGCUCAUUGUUAAUAUAAAAAGAGGCGAAGCCGAAAAAAUUGUAAAAUUAGUACCUGACACAUGGGAAGGUGGUGGCCUAUUAGGAUGCAAUGUAGUUCCCAUAAAGAAAUAACACAUACGAUGAUCAAUAGAAGUUACAUCAGACAAACAAAGCGACAUCAAACUUGAACAAACAAAUUCGUUAUCCAAAUUCUUGCAUUUUAAACAUCCUUGUUAUUUAUUAACUACAAGAUACGAAUGUAAAAUUCCAGUUACCAAA